CAGGCUGCACGGAGACCGGAGCUACAGACUGUACAGCACGGCCUUUUUAUAUUUCGUAUGAGCACAAAGCCUUGAUUUGUGAACAUGUGGACGGCUAUAGGGAAACUGCUGCUUCUACAUAUGCUGGUAGUGGGGUUUCUGGUGGUGAAUGGAACUAAUCUGGACUGUGAAAGCGGUCAGUUUCAGUGUAGGAACGGCAGGUGUAUCCCGACUCCAUGGAGAUGUGAUGAUGAUGAUGACUGCUCGGACAACAGCGAUGAGGAGAACUGUCCAAAGAAGACCUGUGCCACAACUGACUUUGCAUGUAAGAAUGGCCAGUGUGUCCCCGGCCGAUGGAGGUGUGAUGGGGAACCAGAGUGUCCAGAUGGUUCGGAUGAAGCAGACUCUGCCUGCAGUCGCCAGACAUGUCCGCCAGAGAAGUUUGACUGCGGCGGCUCAACCAGCAAGUGUGUGUCUUUGUCAUGGCGCUGCGAUGGAGAAAGAGACUGUGAAAAUGGAGCAGACGAGGAGCAGUGUGCCGCAGAUGCCAAGGCUUGUCCUGCGAAAGAGUUCCAGUGUCGCAACCGUCUGUGUGUGGCUCCGACAUUCGUAUGUGAUGGUGAUGAUGACUGCGGGGACGGCAGUGAUGAGGAGAAGUGCACCGCCGCCACCGCCAGCACCUGUGGCCCGCAUGAGUUUCGCUGCAACGACUCCGAAUGCAUCCCCACCCCGUGGAGCUGCGACGGAGACCCCGACUGCAGAGACAAAUCUGACGAGUCGCUGGAGCGAUGCAGCCGCAGGACAGAGCCUCAGAAACCACACUGCUCCAUGGGAGAGUUUCGCUGCCGGAGCGGAGAGUGCAUUCACCUCAACUGGAAAUGUGAUGGAGAUCCAGACUGCAAGGACAAGUCGGAUGAAGCCAACUGUCCUGUGUUGACCUGCCGUCCUGAUCAGUUCCAGUGUGGCGACGGCUCCUGCAUUCAUGGCACUAAACAGUGUAACAAAGUGCACGACUGUCCAGAUUUCAGCGACGAAGCCGGCUGCAUCAACAGAACCAACAAAUGUGAAGGGCCGCUGAAGUUCAUGUGUAAGAGUGGGGAGUGUAUCGAUAGCAGCAAAGUGUGUGACACUAUCAAGGACUGCAAAGACUGGUCUGAUGAGCCUGUGAAGGAGUGCGGACUGAAUGAAUGUGCCAUAAACAAUGGUGGCUGCUCUCACAUAUGUAAAGACCGGCAGAUCGGCUUCGAGUGUCAAUGCCCCUCAGGCUACAAGCUCCUGGACAAGAAGACUUGUGGAGACAUAGACGAAUGCGAGAACCCAGAGGCCUGCAGUCAAAUAUGUAUCAACCUCAAAGGCGACUACAAAUGCGAGUGUUACGAGGGCUACGAGAUGGACCCGGUUACCAAGACGUGUAAAGCAGUGGGUAAGAGCCCAUACCUCAUGUUUACUAACCGCCAUGAAAUCCGCCGCAUUGAUCUGGUGAAGAAGGACUACACACAAGUGGUGCCGACCCUGAAGAAUGCGGUGGCCCUGGAUGUGGAUGUUACCACCAACAAGAUGUACUGGUGUGACCUUUACCAUCGCAAGAUCUUCAGCGCAUACAUCAACAAAGCCAACAACUCAUCAGAGCAGAUCACACUCAUAGACACCGCACUACAUUCUCCAGAAGGCUUAGCGAUGGACUGGGUUCAUAAGAACAUCUACUGGACGGACUCUGGACACAAAACCAUCUCUGUCGCAAAUGUCGAUGGCAAGAAGAGGAAGGUGUUGAUUGACACUGAGCUCGGAGAACCACGUGCUAUUGCCGUAGACCCACAGCAAGGGUUCAUGUACUGGUCAGAUUGGGGAGCGCAGGCCAAGAUUGAGAAAGCCGGGAUGAACGGAGUGGAUCGGCAAAUUCUGGUUUCAGAGAGAAUCGAGUGGCCUAAUGGGAUUGCGCUUGAUCUGUCAAGCAGGCGACUCUACUGGGUGGAUUCAAAGCUGCAUCUGAUCUCCAGCGUGGACCUGAAUGGAGACAACCGAAGAAUUUUGCUGUCCUCCAUGGAUCAUCUGGGACAUCCCUUCGCCCUCACUCUUUUCGAGGACCGGGUUUACUGGACAGACCUGGAGGAUGAGGCCAUCUACAGUGUGAACCGGCUGACAGGAAAUGAUGUGGUGAUGCUGGCUCAACAUCUCAACAACCCGCUGGAUGUGGUGGUGUUUCAUGAGCUCCGGCAGCCUAAAGCUCCAGACACAUGCAACAUGGGGAAUUUGCCCAACGGAGGCUGUGAGUAUCUGUGCCUCAGAGCUCCUCAAAUCACAGAGCACUCGCCCAAAUACACCUGUGCCUGUCCUGACAGCAUGGAACUGGGCCCGGACAUGCGCCGCUGUGUGUCAGUGAAACCCAAAACAACAGCUGCUCCUGACGCAUCCACAGCUUCAGCAGCAGAACCCUCUACAACUGCGACUCCUACAACCUCCACUGCAGUUACAUCAACCAAUACACCUACAACCACCAGUACACUCUUUACAACUACAGCACCAAUUACAACCAGCAGCAGCACUAGCUACAGCACAUCCACCCACUCCAGCACGCAUCGCUCCACCAGCACACACUCCACAUCCACUUCAAGCACAGCAAGCUCUCAGCCCAGCACCACUGCACACUGGAAACAGCCCACCUCCACCGAGACCACCACAGAUCACAGGCACACAUCUACAACCAUCACACACGUCAACAGCAUACAAGGAGCCAAUGCCAACCUCUCUCAUCGCGCUGGAAGUGGAAAUGACCACUUCCUCCUUGGUAGCAAUAUAACUGUUGCAGUUCUGGGUAUCGUCAUUCCAAUAGUUCCUAUCCUUGCCACAGUGGUCAUCGGCCUGAUGUGUACCGGAGGUUACCUGGUGUGGCGCAACUGGAGGAGACGAAACACCAAGAGCAUGAACUUCGACAACCCAGUUUACCGCAAGACCACAGAGGACGACGAUGACGAAAUCCACAUCGGACGAAGCGAGCAGAUCGGACACGUCUACCCUCCACGCGUGGCGCUCAGUCCGGACGAUGAUGGAUUCCCCUGAGGGCAAGUCUCGCUCUCUCUCUCUCUCCUUCUCCAUCCCCGAAUCCAUCCGUCCUUUAGUCCUCCAUCUCUCCUUCCAUCGAGGAGAUUGCACCACACAGCAAGGUGCAGAGCCAAAAGGACACAAGAGCACACGCUCUCCACAGCCGAGAGCUACAAACUGGGUUUGUCUUCUUGUAGUGUUUUUUCAGCCCUCAGUCGGGCAGUAAUCACUAGUACUACUAGCAUCAUUCCUGCUCUGUGUCAGUAGAAGUAGACAACGCUGUUUAAUGAUGACUAACCCCAUAGCUCAUCAUGUCAGUAGUCGCUAACACUCAGUGGCUCUCCUGCUGCACUCGUGCCGUAGUUUUAUUUCAUUACAAUUAGUUUUAGUAUGAUUUGAGCUGACCUGUGGCCAUUUUGUGUGGGCAGAACUCAAAGAGAAUUGUGGGCUCUCCACCCAGUGCACAAAUAGGUGAAUAUUUGAUAUUGGAUAGAGGUGGGAAGAGGAUAACUGAUAUUUGCAGACAUCCAAAACACAAAUUCUGUGGCUAUUAUGCAUCUUGUUAACAAAUAAUAUCACCAAGUAAAUAAGUCUUAAUCCGCAAUUUCCUGUCCUCCUAAUACCUCGGAUGCCAAGACUCCAGUUCCUUCAUGUCUUCCAUAGUCACACAAUAUUUGGCCCUUCUGAAAGGUCUGCAGCCACUAUCUGGGGAUGAAUAGUUUCACCUCCCCAGCUUUGAUAGGCAAUAUAUAUUUCCAUAUUUAUUUAUUUCACCAGCACUGGGUCUUCCAUUUUUCUGAAGUUUCAAGGACCAACUAAAAAACAUCUUCCUGCUGAGGCACAUUUAUAUCCCCAAGUUAAGCUCAGGACAUUGUUUGUUUUUUUCUUAAAUAUUAUCAGUUAUCGCUACUAUCUGUGUGGUUUGUUAUCACAAACACACUAAUAGAUACGGUUGUCAGGGUUUGAUAAUGGCUAAAAUGCUGUUUGUUCAUAUCUACUGUCUAGAUCGCUUUCCUUCAGACACACACACACACACAUACAAAUACAAAUUUCUGCCCCUAAAGUACAUUCGACAUGCCUCUGGUAAAACUCUUUAGCAUUUAGCAUGCUGACAACAAGACACCGUCUGCCAUUUUGGGUGGCUUAAUGGUGUGAUAGAUUAGAGUCAUAGAUCAAAGCUUUGCUCUUCUGAACAGUCAUCUGUUCAACACUUGGCACAGGAAAUGAGGAGUGCCUGAAUAUAGGCCUCCUCUACAUAUCAACUAUCCAACUCUCCACACGUGAUGAAUGAGUGCUUGGCUAUUUCUGUCUCACUGUCAGUGGAAAACUUACUGACUAAAAAAUGUGAAAAAUAAAAAAAACAGGUAGAUCAAACCACAUUUACCUGCUGAUGAAAAUAGCCAGCUGCAUUUUAAAUAUAUUUUUAUUUAGGCUAGACUGCUUUGAUGGUUCAAGGAAGUUUGAUGGAUUUUGCAGUGAUUAUUGACAUUUUCCACUUCAAAGCCCCCCCCCCUUUAGCUCAAGAGAAUAUAAGCUUGUUGGGUCAUUCCCCUGCUUGAGAACCACUGACUGUGUGUGUUCACACUUGCUGUUGAUUGGUUUAGACAAAAAAAUGUCUUGGUUUGCUCACACAGUGCCAAAGCUAAAAUAAUAAUAAUCAAAUAAAAUAGGCUUUUGAUUAUGCAGAUUUUGUAACAGACCUUUUAGAACAUUCUGAACAAUGAUGUGUCCUCCUUUGUCACUCACACAAACAAAGAUUAACCAUAAAUGUCCAAUGCCUGUAUUGAAUUAAUGGCCAACGUGGUGACUCAAGUAUGCCUGAGCAUUAUAUAUUUUUAGGGUUAUAUCUUUUGACAUCUUGUCUUUUUUUUUUUUUCUCUCAUUUUGUUGUUUUUGGUUUUCAUAUUUGAGUCAAGUUGUUAGAGUUUGUUGAUCCAGCAGUCUUGGUCUGCUUGUUUGGUGCACACCAAAGUUCAGAUGGCAGUGUUCAAACAUUUUUAAAUGAGUCCUACUAGAAAAACAAUCACACCACCAUUUGUUUUAACAGAACCUAACCUGCCAAGUGUGAACACAUCUUAGGGUGUACUCACACUAGACUAUCUGAACCAUGCCCGAGCAUGUAUAAUUCCCAAACUACAGUUCAAUUGAGCACUCUGUACUGCACCUGGGUGCUAUUUGGUUGGCUGGCCCUGGACCUGUUAAAUAAGAUGCCAGUGUGCACUUCACUUGGGCUCAGGAGCAGUAUGCAUGUAGUGUGAUGUGAAACUGAAGACAUCACUUUUAAGGGACCUUUCCAUAUAGAUUUAUACCUCAUUUUUAACUUGUCAAUGAAUGGGAACUUUUUUAGUAUAUCAAAAUUGCAAACUCCUUUCUGCACUUCAGCUCUCAAAUCUCCUAAUAUGUGCUGCACAAUGAUACAAUUAUUGAAACUUUCUGAGCUACAAAAGCCGUGGAUCUGUUCAGCAAUAUAUUCGGCUGCGUGUCACUGCAUCCUAAACCAAUCAAAAAAAUAAUACACAAUAUAACUAAAGCAAUGUACUCCAUUGCACUGACUGAGAGUGUUCUCUUCCUGUUUUCCAUCGUAUUGAUGCGAGUGUGCUCAGGCUCAGAAAGAAAAGUACAAUAUGAGUGCAGGCCAGUAGGGAAGUGGAUACAAUCGCUCAGUUCAAGGCAAACGUCCCUAGUGUGAGUACAUCCUUAGAGAAAUAACCAAGGUCAUCUAAACCAGCUAAACUCCUUAGGCUGGAUUAAGAUUUUGUUUGGAGUGCGUGGCGAUGUCUGGUAGAUCAGGUGGUUUUUAAGAACUACUUGCCCUUUGCUGAAGAUUACGGAAAGGGACCUCUUGGUUUUCUUAGAAGGAAAUGAUUGGUUCUUGGCCACAUGUGGGUGGUCUUUCAUCUGGAGUUGUUCUUUGUUCCGGCCACCUUUGCUCCCCUCUGCUCUGAUGGAGCAUCGUGUGUGUGUCGCUUGUAAAACCUCCCUCCACAUUUUCAAAGAAUCCUCCAUUAAGUCACUGUUUGUUUUCCAUUAGGAAGAGAGACAGUGUGGGAGUUCCACUACUCUGGCUUUUGUCUUUGAAGAUUAAAGAAGCUGUGGUUUGCAGUUCAUUUCUGAAUAUGGUGGACUAGUUUGAGAUGUCUUUAUUGAAAGAGAUAACAGGCCUCUUGUCAUCAAUAUUAUACUUCAUUUGAUGACUGUAUUCAUCCUUAAUCAUGUCUCAUGUAGGUCUGUGUGUACAGUAUGGAAAGGAUCAACUGAUUUUCGAGAUUUUUUUUACAUGUAUUGCAGUUCUGUAAAUGUGAAACUAGUUUUUGAUUUGAGAAUCUCAGAUUAGCAAUACAGGGUAGACUGUUUCAUGUGUUUUUCAGACUAUCACAACAUAAACUGGUCUGAUCAUUAUCAAUAUGGCCUCAUCAGAGGCACCUUGUGAAAAAUAAAUCAGCCUAAUCUAGUUUGUUGGUUUUAUUGGGUCUUGUUUGCAAAAAAACACUUAAAAUGGUUUUAGGUCAAUGUUGGGCCAUUAUCAGCUGGUUUAGACUUAAAGGCAAUCUUGCUGACAAGAGUUUUAUAAGGAUUUGUGCACUUUUUAGUUGUUCUGACUGGGGGACAAGCAUAAAAACAAUCCUGACCAGGCUAGAAGACCAUUUACAACCAGUAAAAACAAUAAUCUAAUCUGGUUUAAGAAGAAUUUAGGCCACCUGUCAGUUGGAUUUACUGGAUAUCAAGACUAAAAGACCAGCUAAAACCAGCAAAUGAAUUUAGGCUGUUUGAAUAAUUUUUCAUUUUUUCGAAGGGGCAUCACACGUGUUUCUUUUUCCAGAGCCCGACCUCAUCAUUGUUAUCAGGUGCUGCUUUAGAGUUAGCUCAGAAGAUGUUUUUAUAGGAAGACUUUGUUACAUUGAGCUCUCUAGCUGUCAAGGUUUGUACAAACUAAACUCUCGUGUUAUAAUUUACAAGACUCACGUCUCACUUAAUAACUCAUGCACAGCGUGGUCACAGAAAGUUCUAGAAGAAGCUUAGAAUUCUCUCUCUCUCUGUAGAUAACGUCGUGACCGUUGUCCAUCAUUCUUACUCUAUGCAUAUGUAACGGCGAGUCCUGCCUUCCUAUAGCACUGCAGGGACUCGCCACGCUGCUCCUUCACCCCACUCCACUGUGACUAACAUCUGUCCUUACAAACAUGUCCAUAACUCCAUAACACUUAACUGUCUACCUGUCAUCCCCAUAAGCCCAACAAGUAGGACAUUGAUUUUGAAAGGGCUACCAUACAUAUACAAUGGACGAUACGCUGGAACCAUGCUCUGUAGUUUGGUGGACUUUUUAUGGACGAAUCGGGUCCUCCACACCCAUGGUAACAUUCCCGUCUGUCCUCUUGGUGACCGGUGGAAAACGAUGACCUCUAUUUUGGUUCCCCCUUUUGAGAUCAUGUUGACAUGAUGUAUAUUACUUGAAGAACUGUUCAUAUUUUGUCUGAUUUGUAAGUGUUGAUUCUGGGGAGGGGGGAGAAGGAGGGUCUGUCAUUUGAGGAAACGCGUGUCCCGGUCAUUCCGUAGUUGUUUGGAGACAUUUUGUACGCUGUUUGUUGCACAAACUUUUUUCAAGAAGCCUUCUGCACUGUGUAAAUGAUUACAUAGGAUGGGGGAAGAGCGACCGUUGCAGUCAAAUGAGUCUGAAUCAUGAUUUGUAAAUAUGUUUUCAUACAGCGAAACUUUUGAUAAGGUUUUAAACAUUUCUUGUAAAAAGAAGAUGUGUAUAUUAGUCUCCCAGACGAAAAAGAGUGUAGACCAUACAUGGAUUUAUUUGUACUCAAGAGCACUGGAUUUCUUUACUACUUGAUUGUAACAAAAAAUUAAUACUCUGCCAAAGUAUUUUGAUUUGAUUUGUUUGCUAUUAAUGUUUAUUUUGGCUUUUUAACCGUAAAUGUCGCAGAAAUAGUGUUUAAUUUGUAUAUGUACAUUUAUUUAAUAGAUCGAUUAAAUUGUAAUUCUAUUUAAUAGGCUUCGCUCCAUGUUGAAAGAGAGGGUUACAGUUUAAUUUAUUGGUGCCUUGUUUGUGUUUAUGUAUUUUUUCCAAUAAUGUUACAUUUUGUUUGCUUUUCUUGUGUCUGUCAGUGGGUGGUGGGGAUAGGGAUUGGGUUUUAACGUUAGCAAAACUGUACUUACAUGGAAUAUCUGUACUGUAUGCCAAAAUGGUCUCACUCACGUUUCUAUGAAAUUCAAGUUGUUGAUAAAUAUCUAUAUAUUGAUAUAUUAAAUUGUUAAAAAUC
Danio aesculapii is the source of this 8282-nucleotide messenger RNA. It is a transcript of the gene lrp8, whose product is annotated as low density lipoprotein receptor-related protein 8, apolipoprotein e receptor. Gene Ontology annotation, molecular function: protein binding; calcium ion binding. Bases 85 to 3036 code for a protein of 983 amino acids. The record is from RefSeq and is a predicted model, not a curated record. Lineage: Eukaryota; Metazoa; Chordata; Actinopteri; Cypriniformes; Danionidae. The transcript is spliced from 19 exons.